GUUUCAUUUUAGUGUUACUCAUCGUCACAAGCAUGGUAUAUACAAUCAAGCGACUUUAUUUCAUGAAUUUAAAUUUUAAGGUCAAAUGAAAAAAAAUUUAUACGACUAUACGUUCUUAUAACAAUACGGAAGUUUUUACGCACAAUAUCCACUUCUUUUCCCAUGGUUGCGCUUCAAAAAAUAUGAAAGUCAAGAUACUUGUUCUUACGGUUUUUAAGCAUAUAUACCUUACUGUCGCUAACGCUUUAUUACUUGGUGAAACAGGUCUAAUAUUAUCUGGCGAUUUCUGGUUAUUAUACAUUUUUUUUAAAAGAGCGAGGUUAGUAUUUUUUUUACACUUUCUUUUUCCACGCCAGGGCUUCAACCCUGGGGGCGAGUUGAUUUUUUUAAAGUUUUUUAUAAGAGUUUUUUCGUAACCCUUUCUCAGCCUUAAAUUUCCUUAUUUGUUUUCUUCCAAAAUAUUAAAAUUUUUAAAUAGAUUGUUAAAAUUAUACUAUUAAAAAUCUGUUCGUAAAAAGUAAAAUAAUAGAUUCAGAAAUAAAGUCGCAUUGAACUGCUGAUCACGUUCUUAUGAACUAUUUUUUUAUAACAACAAAAUACCUGCAUCAGGUUUUACGUUCAUAAAAAGUCCACGUGGCUUCUGUUAUUGAAUAAUUAAUUAUUAAUGAUGUGAAGUUUCGAAGCAUUUUCUGUACAAAUAAAAUAGACAAAAAUGACCUUUUGAUCAUUAAAAAAAUGUUUGAAAAUAAUAUUUCUUUCAUUAAUUUUAGACUCAUAUUGCGCGGGAUUUUAGGCUGAGCAUGUUCUUAUAAACUAAUUUUUAUUAGGAAAUAAUGUGUCUAAUCAUAGUCAUAAGAAAAAAAGAUAGUCUAGAGGCAACGACCACCGACAUUGUUUACGCAAUGUAUCCUUAACUUAGGUAGGACGACCCUCCGAUAUUGCACGAAAGUUAAACAUGGCGGCUUCAGCACAGGAAGAUUACUUAGCUGGUGACGAACUUGAUGACUUGUUUCAGUUACUUGAUGGUGGUUUUCUUGACGAUGAUGCAAUUUUUAAUGCAGAUGUGAACGCUGUAGUUACUGAAGUAAUGGAUAACGAAAAAAAUAAAGCUGUUUAUCGUUGUCAACAUUGUGAAAUAAUUUGUAAAUCACAACGUGGUCUUACUAGGCAUUGCAAUGUUAAACAUACAUCAGCAACUAUCACAACAGAUUCUUGUGACUCUAGUAUUUCCAUACCACAGCUGUCAAAGGAAGAACAAUGUUUGAAGAAAUUUCACCCCUUAACUUUAAAAUUAAUUGUAAAUAAAUGUGCUGAUUCAUGCUUUAAAGAUUUGUGUUUGCCUGAAAAUAUUAGAUGCUUGUUCUCGAAAGAAAAUUUUUUAUUUUCAACUGAUGAUGCUAUUGAACUAUGGAACAAGUUCAGACCAAUGAUUGAAAAAUAUUCUGGGGAUGCUGAAGAUUUUUACAUGUAUUUUUAUGGCAUGUUGAAGGAAAAUAUCCUACCAUCAAAAUUUGAAGAAACACGAUUUAGCAAUAUUUUACUUGCAGAAGUGGCAAAUCAUAUGUUGACCCAUUUAUCAGGCAUUGGUAAAGAUACACCCAAAGACCUACAGGUGGCAGAAAUUUCAGAAAAAGAGCUCAAAAGUUUAGAUUAUCUUGGUGGAUAUAUUCUUCACAAGCUACAUUCUAGGUUUCGAUUUUCAAAGGCUACUUUAACAAAUCGCACACAAUUUAUUGCACUGCUGCAAGCAUGUAAGGUUGAUAGCGAUGAUUCUCAGACAUAUAUUAAUAUUCGUGAUCGUGGAGGUUUGUGGAGAGUAAACAAAAAAAUGCAAGCAGUUUUCGUUAAAUGUGAACAAAUAUUUCGGUUGUCAACUAUUAAUUUCCAAACCAAAUUGGUAUGUCACAACAUAGUCCACAAGAUGCUAGAAAACCCUUCAAUUUUAUCUAAUUUUAAGAGGGCCUGUUAUGAAGUGGAGCCACAAGUUGAUGAAGAAGUUAGUUUAAACUUGUUGGAGCAUAUGUUAACAUUGUUUACUAAAGUUCGCACCUUUUCAUAUGCUAAAGAUAUUCGUGAAAAACACAAGGCUGCUAAACAGAAUUCAAAAAAACGUGCUUUGAGAGUUGAACUAAAGAAAACAGCUAUUACUAAAGAACUGGGACAUUAA
Messenger RNA from Hydractinia symbiolongicarpus, 2167 nucleotides. RefSeq lists its product as uncharacterized. The record is from RefSeq and is a predicted model, not a curated record. The transcript has 2 exons. The coding region runs from base 956 to 2167 and encodes 403 amino acids. NCBI's taxonomy places the organism in Eukaryota, Metazoa, Cnidaria, Hydrozoa, Anthoathecata, Hydractiniidae.